Messenger RNA from Teleopsis dalmanni, 741 nucleotides. RefSeq names its product protein GDAP2 homolog. Bases 1 to 741 code for a protein of 246 amino acids. The transcript has 5 exons. The record is from RefSeq and is a predicted model, not a curated record. Lineage: Eukaryota; Metazoa; Arthropoda; Insecta; Diptera; Diopsidae.
AUGACAAUGGUUGAGGGUAUGACUUCCAUAGAUUUGGGCUCAAGUCCCAUGCAAGAAACCACCGACGACAUUGCUAAUGCCAUGCAAACUGAACCUGUGGAAACAGCAGAAGAAAGAAACGUUUUGUGUAAAGCCAAGGAACUUAAUUUGCGAACAAUUGCAUUGUGUAACAUUGUUACCAGCCAACAAAGUUUCCCAGCAGAUUUAGCGGCUCACAUUGCAUUACGCACAAUACGUCGUUAUCUGGAAAAAUUUACAACUCAGAUUGUGAUAUUAUGUGUAGGUUCGAAUGAACGCGGUAUAUAUGAAGUUUUGGCACCUUUAUACUUUCCACGAGAUCAUUUAGAGGAACGUAGCGCAUUGUGGCAAUUGCCGAAGGAUAUUGGCGGAGAAUUCGGUGAACCACAACAUCCUGAUCGACAAAUACGUAUCAUACGAAACCCACAACACCGAGUAUUAAUGCGUCAUACUGACGACGAUUCCGAUACCAGUCCACACGAUAUGGAAGGUAAUAGCUCUGAUUUGGAAUACGGCCUCGAUAACCUAAACGGAUUACAACAAAAUCGAAGAAAUCAAACUUAUUCCCAAAUGCAGAGUGACUUGGAUCGACAACAUCUUUUGGGUGAUAGACCACGAAAUGGCGUUUUUGAGAACGUUGUUGCUGACGGUAUUGAAGGCCUUGAACACCAAGAGCGGUAUGUAAUUUUAAACCAUAAUUUAAAUAGAUUAUAUUUCAUUUAA